UCAGACUUCUCCUUUCCAGUUAUGUAAUAUUUCUCUAAAGUGUCCGAAUAAAUGUGCUGCAUGCAUUGUAUUAAACACAUGUGAGUUCUGACUGAGCAUGUGAGUUUAAAGUCAAGUGUGUGUACGCAAAAGUGACAUAUAACAAUGAACCUCACUGGAAUUUUCUGCAUUCUUCUGGCUUUUCCACUGCAACCUAAAGCCAGUUCACAUGCUCUGCCAGAUGGGUACACCUGUGUGACAGAUUACUGGCUCACCAUCAACUGCUCUUUAAAAAUACCAGUGACACCCGCCAGAGCUACAAACAGAUCAUAUUGGCUGAAAUUUGAUCAGAACAAGGAGAAUGUCACGUUUGAAUGCGCACUUCAGAGAGCUUAUGAGGAUUACAGCUGUACCUAUUCUUUUGAAGAAAAGGCUUUUUCUGGGUUCAUGGAUAUUGACCAAUAUACAAUAACACUUUUUUAUUUGGAAAACGGACAAAAUAAUUCCUUGCUGUUGGAAUCUUCUUAUUAUCCAGCUAAAAAUAUUAAACCAAAACCCCCAGAUAAUUUUAUGUUUCAAUAUGCAAAUGGAACCUAUCACUUUAAAUGGCAGAGUGGAUAUGAACAUCACGUCUAUGGAAAGGUUUUACCCUUUAUGUACGAGUUCCUGUAUUACAAAGAGGGAGAUCGUGGCAGUGAGGUCAUUGCUCACCCAGAAAUGCUUCAAAUUGAUGAACUAAAACUUGUUCGGGGUGCUCAAUACACUGCUAUGGUGAGGACUGGGAUAGAUCAAAAUCACUUUUACAAUGGAACGUUGAGUGACUGGAGCAUUGCAAUAAAAUGGAAAACGACACUCGAAGACCAAUCCAAUCAAGUUGGCAGGAUUGCCAUCAUAACGUGUUUGAUGCUUGGAUUUCUAAUUCUGCUCUUGUCAGUUCCUGUUGCAAGAAUGAAAAUAAAAGAAAUUGCAUGGGUGCCAACACCGGCGACAUAUUUUCAGCCCCUAUACCAACAUUACCAAGGCAAUUUUCAGUGUUGGGUUUUGGCAAAGAGUCCUAUACAAGAUGUUUGUGUUAUGGAAGAAUUUUCAACAAUUGACAAGAUUGCCGAGGCCAAAACUACACUACAGGAUUAUGGAGAGAAAACAGACGUGCAUCCCUCAGCUCAAUGCUACACAGCUUAUGUGGGCCCCACAGCUGCGAUCUGGGCCCCUUUCCAAACAACCGAUGUGUGUAGUGAGACAAGUAUCCCGUGUGAGGAACUUUCUUUGUCCUGUGAAGAGUUGCCUGAUCAAGUGGAUGACCUCAUACAGUGUCUAAGCACAGUGUGUUGCAGUGGAGAUGUUCUCUCUUUGAAGAACUCUGUGCUUAGUCUUGAGAGUUCUGAGAGUUGCGGGUCAUCUGAAGCACCGGCAAUCAUUAACCCAACGCCUGUAUGCUUCAAACAAGAUUACUGCACUCUCACUGACACUCCCCAAGGUCCUGUCCCCACCUUCACCAAAGAUGCAGAGCUGGAUGGCAAUACCUCCACUGAAUAAAUGCAGCAGAGGAGGACAUUUUACAAACAAGCAGUAUACUUGAAAGACAAAUGUUUGUAGAUAAUAAUAUGUGGACAUUUUGAAGUACCAGAGAAUGCAUGUUAAUUCCUUAUACUUUCCAGUCCAAUAAUAAAAUGUUUUUCUAUUUAUCUUCAUCAAAAGCAGCUGACCAGCUGCAGAGACAGUCUAUAGCUUUAAGUACUUUGCUUAAAAACUGAAUGACAUCAAAAAUACCAAUCUUUUGUAUUUUUUUUAUUUUUUACAAAUGGUUAAAUUAGCAUUUUAAAAACCAUAUAUUAAGGCACUUCCUUUAAAAAAAAAAAUAAAUAAAUAAAAAACCAACUCUCUUUUCUGUUUCUCUCUUUUCUCUAUUUUUGUGCAACAGAUACCUGCAGAUUAUUUGCCCUUUGUUUGAGUAUGUAUAUCGCUGAGUGUAAUAUUUGUUGUAAAUUUCUUCAUUUGCCUGACAACAGGAUAAAAAUUUUUUUUGAUUUUUUUGUUGUUGUAGCAGAUCAUGUUUAACCCACACCUAAACUGGCUUAUUUUCAAUAAUCUUACUUGAACCAUUUGUCCUAUAAAG
Molecule: messenger RNA, 2095 nt
Organism: Myxocyprinus asiaticus (Chinese sucker)
Lineage: Eukaryota; Metazoa; Chordata; Actinopteri; Cypriniformes; Catostomidae
Gene: il21r.2
Product: interleukin 21 receptor, tandem duplicate 2
Exons: 9
Coding region: 145-1515 (456 amino acids)
Biological process (GO): immunoglobulin mediated immune response; cytokine-mediated signaling pathway
Cellular component (GO): external side of plasma membrane
Molecular function (GO): cytokine receptor activity; protein binding
Source: RefSeq, a predicted model, not a curated record